GCUUCUGAUCGUUAUACUGUGAUUGUAUCGCUCUACGAUCUACCUACCGGUACACAAACCUAUUUAGGAGCUACCUUGUGCACUUGAUUGCUUGUGGACCCAUCUCCCUCUGCUGAAGACCGGUCCUGCUGCAGAACAGGCCUGAUGGCAUGUCACAAUCACCUCGCCCGAGCAAUACGGCCAAACCGGGAAGAAGGCGGACGGGAUGCUUGGUCUGUCGGAGUCGGAGGGUCAAGUGCGACGAAACGAGACCAGCAUGCGAGAGAUGUUCGAGAUAUGGGGCCGAGUGCAAAUACCCAGCCAUCAAGGCCUUUGAUCAGGACGAAGUAGCUGCCGCUCUAGCGAGAAGACAUUCCAAAGAAACCAAGAACAAGAGACCAGGAUUCGUACCGGCUACUCCUCCUCCACCCGGACCAUCGUCUUUCGAAGCUAGGGUCAACGCUGGAGCUGGACCAAGUCGGAUCAUUGCCGCUGAGCGAGGACAUACGGGUGAUCAUGCCGAAGAACCGCUCGAUCUCCUCCUCGCCGUAGGACGUAAUACGAGGAUGGGCGAGUAUUACCUGGAUUGCACGGCACCUCCCGAUUUCCUAAAGUUGGCUUUUCCCUCGGAGGACGAUUUAAGAUGCAUCCACCACUGUAUCACCUACUCGCUAAGCAUCUGGGUGGUCGACGAGAACAAUGCGAAUCCAUGGGUCGAGCACGUUGCUCCGAUCUUCCUCUUUCCUACCCCGGAAGCGCCCAUCUCUGUCGCUGCUUUACGGUCGGCAAUGCUAGCUCUCGGUGCGACCCACUUGUCAUACCUACAGAAAAGGUCCCAGUCUGUGGAAUGGGAGAGGACUCGAGCGCUUGCGAGUCGGUAUUUCGACGAUGCUCUGCGGGCUUGUCGAACUGGUCGAUCGAUCCCGGAAGAGCUUGCCAGUGAUACCUUCUUGACCGCUGGAAUCGCCCUCCUUACAGUCUGCAUCUUUGCCGGCGACAGAGGAUGGAAGGAAGUCUGGAGAUACACGCUCGCCGCGAUCAAUUAUCGAGGAGGGUGUGCCGUCAUACUCGGUCUGGGACGAGAGCCCGACUCAACGAAAAGGACACCGCUGCUUCGGUGUGUCAUCGAGCAUUUCGCAUUAAUGGAUGUUUGGGCCGCGAUGACUACUGGGACUUCCCCGAUCAUCUUGAACAGCGAUUCCGAAUGGUGGGAACGUUUAGGUCAUAUAGACGACGCUACCGGAACGGCACAAACCUUCGAAGCCAGGUUCGGCAUGGACCGACAUCUCGUUAGAUGCUUUGCGACCGUGGCAGAUUGCAUUCAUCAACGAAUCAGGCUUCAGGAACGUACAGGCUCAUGGCUGGGCGCUUCACUCGGUUCCCACUCUGCGUCGGAAAGGCGAGAUCUGGAGCUGAGAACCCGGUCGGUCUCAUCGGAACUUGAGGAUUGGUACAUGGAGACGUCCUUGAUCGACAAGGAAAGCAGGACGAGGAUUGGAUCGAUGACGCUAUGGCACGCUUGUCGGAUCCUGGUCCAUCACGAUAUCGAACAAGCGUCUUCGACGGAUGAGGCGGUACGAGCGGACGCAUCGGCGAUCAUCGACCUGUGCAUGGAGUCGGGCGACAAGGUCGAGUGUCUGAACUGGCCACUCUUGAUCGCUUCGAGCGUCAUGCGUGACGCUGGUGAUCGCGAUCGUGUCCGUCAGCUCUUGAAGAUCUUUGCAUAUCAGUGCUGCUACGAAAUCGAGAUACUGAGCUGCACCGUUGAAGCCAUGUGGGUACGGCUGGAUCAAGGGAGAGAUGGCGAGGCUACGAGUUGGAGAGAAGUCACGGUUGAGAUAGGCUGGCCGGUGCUGAUCGGUUAGAAACGCCUAGAGUUC
Filobasidium floriforme is the source of this 1859-nucleotide messenger RNA. RefSeq names its product fungal-specific transcription factor domain-containing protein. The coding region runs from base 150 to 1844 and encodes 564 amino acids. Gene Ontology annotation, molecular function: zinc ion binding; DNA-binding transcription factor activity, RNA polymerase II-specific; transcription cis-regulatory region binding. Gene Ontology annotation, cellular component: nucleus. Gene Ontology annotation, biological process: positive regulation of transcription by RNA polymerase II. The transcript is spliced from 9 exons. The record is from RefSeq and is a predicted model, not a curated record. NCBI's taxonomy places the organism in Eukaryota, Fungi, Basidiomycota, Tremellomycetes, Filobasidiales, Filobasidiaceae.